GUCAUUCCUUUUCCGAGUGGUAAGUGAAGGCAUCACAGUUCCCACACCGGCGGACGAAGAAGUGUGGGGGAUUUCAGAGCAGCCACUUAUCGCGUCAUUAAAAUUGUUCGGUGAACACUCACAAACAGCCAAAGUCCGCCAGAAAGUUAUUGCAAACAAUGUGACAACUUGGGUAGACCUGACUCGUCCUCAUAUAGCGUAACCAAAACGUUCUUUUGCUCUCGUCUGCGCCAGAAGAAGAAGCCAUGGAGCCGAUAACAAAGUGGACACCGAAGCAAGUUGUAGACUGGAUGAAAGGUCUGGAUGACAGCCUACAGCAGUAUGUGAGCAACUUUGAGCGGGAGAAGAUCAGUGGAGAGCAGUUACUGAAGAUUACGCAUCAGGACCUGGAAGAGCUUGGUGUGGCAAGAAUUGGACACCAGGAACUGGUGCUAGAGGCUGUCGAUCUGCUCUGUGCUCUGAAUUACGGAGUGGAGACAGACAACUUAAAGAACCUGGUUGUGAGGAUGAGAGCUGCCACCAACAGUCUCCACAUGGCCACGUCUGACCGCAGGAAGAGCCCAGUGUAUGAUAGUAGCGCCUUACGCAAGCCACCUAAUGACUUUCUCACAUGUGUGGUUGAGUUGAUCGGCGCUGCUAAGAGCCUCCUGGCUUGGCUUGACAGGACGCCGCUCACAGGGAUCAGUGACUUCACAGCCACCAAGAACAAAAUCAUUCAGCUGUGCCUGGAGCUCACCACCACAGUUCAACAGGACUGUGGUGUUUACGAGAUGGAAGAAAAGAUCCUAGAAGUUUCAAAGAUUUUGAACAGCAUCUGUGAUCAGACUGUGAGAACCACCUCUGACCCCAUUUUGAGCCAGUCUGCCUGCCUGGAGGAAGUCCAGCUGACCAAUAUUAAACCGGGUGAAGGUCUGGGAAUGUAUAUCAAGUCAACUUAUGAUGGGUUACACGUCAUUACUGGAACCACAGAACAUUCCCCUGCAGACCUGACCAGGAAGAUCCAUGCUGGUGAUGAAGUGAUCCAAGUUAAUCAACAGACAGUGGUCGGCUGGCAACUAAAAAACCUGGUCAUCAAACUGAGGGAGGAUCCCAAAGGUGUGUUACUCCUCCUGAAGAAGCGGCCCACAGGAACAACAGGUUUUACCCCGGCCCCGCUUAAGAACAUGCGCUGGAAGCCUCCUGUACCUCAGAACAAUCCCUCCUUGAUCCGAGCUCAGUCUCCAUGCAGCUCAGCUAAUGGAUCAACCAAAAAAGAGAAAUCGGCAAUCUUGGAUUUUUACAUUCCGCCACCUCCUCAUAUACCCUACACUCCCAGAGAGGAAAGAACAGACACUUUCUCCAGUUUUAGUAAAAGGCCAAAAGGCUCUGAGUCACCCAACUCCUUCUUGGACCAGGAGAGUAGGAGACGCUGCACCAUCGCAGAUUAUGACAAACUAAGCAUUGGCUGUCCAAUCGAAGCCAAUGUGAUACAGCCCAGAAUGAGGGAGCACAAGCAAUCACGUGGUAAGCCCCGACCCAUGUCCAUGCCUGUGGAUACCUGUGUGUCAAUUGUGGACCCCUUUGCUAAGCCUUGGACACAUAGUAGGAAAGGCGAGGACCUCCUGUACAGAUACCUGAGCAACGAGAGGAUCCCCACCAUAGCCGAGGAAGUGGCGCAGGCAGCUCCGCCCAACUACCUGCCGACAGGGGAGCGCCGCCUUGUCAGGAUGGAACACAUCCGAGGCAGCCGCUACUACUCGAACUCAGACCUCCACAACAGCGCCACCAUCCCCUAUCAGGAGGAUGUCAAAAAGACCCCCGUAGCUUCGGUCUCCAAGCGCACGGCAGAACGUUCACUACUGGUCAGUUGGAUCACGCGACUUAAACUCUUGACUCACUGAUGAUGAUCCACUUCCUGUUUGGGGCUUCCUGUUCCUGUCUUGUCUCCUUCCUGGGUGCCUUUGAUUUUUAAUGUUCAGCAGUUUUUUUGUUUUGUUUUUUUUGUUUUUGGCAGCUUGCGGCUUUCUUUGCACUCUCUUGCCAACCUCCAUGUUUUCCUGGUAAUAGCUACUACUAGCAACUACUGCUUACCCACCACCCCUAACUACACCACAUCAUCACCCCAUUAACGCUGCCUACAACCUUCCCCUCCUCUGACUACAAGUCCCAUAUCAGACUCAAGAGGAUGCAGUUUGUUCAGGUCAGGACACUUUGCUGUCUAUGGACUCCACUGUACAUAAUAAGUUAAUAUAGCUCUCCUCGCCUGGUACAGUCGUCCCUCGCCACAUCCUGUUUCAAAUAUCAGUGUUUUAUUCAUGUCUUAUUUGUUUUAUUUUCUAUUGUCAUAUUGUGGCGAUCGAUAGACUUCGGUUUCCGGGUUGAGGGUGAACACUGCUAACAACAACACGGCGGCUAAUCUUGGCACUACUGUAACUUCACCGUGACAAUCACCUUGACCAACUUUUGGCAAAACAACUUUUUUUUCAUCUUCAACUCCUUCCUCAAUAAUAGCACAUAUCUACUUUGGUAAGACUUUGACGCGAGCGUAACAACUUACACCAGUAAUUUCAACUCUGAAAGCCCAGUUGUAACUUUGAGGAAUUACUAAGCAAAGUAUUUCCAUGCCGGGGUCUUGUUGUAGUGGCCGGGUGACGCUUGGAGGAUGUUUUGGGCUACCAGUGAGUAAUGUAAUCUACUGUAGAAUGCAAUCAAGGGUACUAUAUUGAAAUGAGCGUAAAGGUACGAUAUGGGUGUUAUUUAAUGUUAAGAGAGCUAUAAUAUGUUAAAAAAAAACGUAUUUCCACCGUCGUAAACUGUUUACGAAAAUAUUUGAUUUAUUAAUACUAGUAAUUAUCCUACUUUGUGGAAAGGCAUUUACCACGGUCAGGCCUGUAACCAGUUGGCCACAAUAAGCGAGGGACGACUGUAUUAUUUCUUUGGUCAUGUGCUUAUUUUUGUUAUACAUAAUAAGUCAUUCAAUAAAGUAAGAAAGACAAACUGAAUAUUUUGUUAACCCAACUUUGCAUGUCUGUUUCUUUUUAGAUGACAAUUCUGUGAUGUAUAUGUUUUUCUGCCUAAGGUUGCCUCUCGUAAGCUAUGCAUAUUCUUAACAGUCUUCAUGUAAAUUGUUACAUUAAUUGCUGCUUUGGUUUGGUGACGUUUUCAUCAUUGAUCCUAACAAAUAUGUGUGCUGGUUUCCAAGCUAUGCACACUAUUAAGUGCGCCCUUUUUAUAUCAUGUGCUUGAGUUUAAUUAACCACCUCAAGGGGCCUGUACACACAGCUGGUUGACAUUUAUAACUGGCCUUUUUAAGACAAUCUUGCCAGAUCACAUAAGACAGUAUUGUUUAAAAGUACUGAGAGUACGUCUCCGUUAUUGUUUGAUAUGCCUUUUUGUAGGUUUUGCUUAGCAUUUUAUUAAAAAUGUCACUUUC
This is a messenger RNA of Entelurus aequoreus (snake pipefish), 3412 nucleotides long. Its product is annotated as connector enhancer of kinase suppressor of ras 3-like. Lineage: Eukaryota; Metazoa; Chordata; Actinopteri; Syngnathiformes; Syngnathidae. Bases 246 to 1880 code for a protein of 544 amino acids. The record is from RefSeq and is a predicted model, not a curated record. Gene Ontology annotation, molecular function: protein binding. Gene Ontology annotation, biological process: regulation of signal transduction. Gene Ontology annotation, cellular component: cytoplasm; membrane. The transcript has 13 exons.